Macrobrachium nipponense is the source of this 1929-nucleotide messenger RNA. RefSeq names its product perlucin-like protein. Bases 99 to 776 code for a protein of 225 amino acids. The transcript is spliced from 6 exons. NCBI's taxonomy places the organism in Eukaryota, Metazoa, Arthropoda, Malacostraca, Decapoda, Palaemonidae. Gene Ontology annotation, molecular function: signaling receptor activity. The record is from RefSeq and is a predicted model, not a curated record.
CCUCCUGAUCAUCUCUCUGGGAAUUCAGACUUCAGUGAGAGGACGAACGCCAUUAGAGCAAGAAGUACUACUAAGCUCACAUCUCAUACUCUACAGAGAUGCAGUGUUCGAGCACGGCCGUUGCUUCUUGCUUGCGUCUGCUUGCGACCAUUUUUCUCCUCCUUGCAAUGGCUGGUCGCUGCCACUCGCAGCAAUUGGAUCAUAUUCAGCUCAGCAGAAUUCAAGGCUCCAUCGAAGACCUCACUCACGUGGUACAAGAGCUUUCGGAGAACGUCACCUCAGGAAUCGGGAAGCUUUCGGACGUCACCGCAGGAAUCGGGAAAAUUUUCAACUUAUUGGCCAUAGAUCAUCUUUACUGUGAAAACGGUUGGCUGAAGCUGAGAUCCUCCUGUUACUUCCUUGGCAAAGACAUCAGCAACUGGGAACAGAGCCGUCAGAAAUGCUUAGCCAUGGAUUCCGAUUUGGUCACAAUCACUCGCGAUGAGGAGUACAACUUCCUCCGUGAUCUUUCAAAAGGUCACAACAUGUAUGUAGGACUGAAUGACCUGCAGGAAGAAGGGACCUACAGAUGGGUUGCAGAUGGCACCAUCCACCAAAUCGUUGAAUCAUGGUGGGUUGAAGGCGAGCCCAACAACCCCAAUUCACAAGAACACUGUGUCCAUUUCUCUAACUACGUAGACGGUCGCUUCAAUGAUCGCGUUUGUGCCAAUGAGUUCAGAUAUAUCUGCGAGAAACCUGCCCAACUGGAUUGGAACUCUGAUUCAGUGUCAGAAUAAGAAAUGCCUACAGACAAUGAAAUGGAAUAUGUAUUAGGACUAAGAAUUCCUUCCAAGUGUCUACAUAAAGUGAAAUUGCCUGCUUUUUAUGUGCUUGUAUUUCUUAAGCUGUAUCCUGUUGGACAACUCCACAGUUUAUGUUAACAUUUCUUCAACUAACAGUAAUAUAAAAGUAAUAUUUAGGUUUUACUCACAAAUUGAUAUACUGUACCUGUUUUAGAAAGGGGUCCUUUUGGCUACAAGCCACCCUCCACAGUAGUUUUCAUGUGGAACGUAAAUAUGUAUAAAGCUAUCUGAUACCCAUUUGGUAAGAGAACUGAAGUGCUCUGUGAACCAAGUUUCUUUCCAAGUAGUUUCUCUCUCUCUCCAGGUGAGCACAAUCUCAGUCUUCCAGGAAAGCGGUUUUGUCAUCUCAAUAAACAUGGUUGAACUGAUUCGAAAUGGGGUGGACUUUCUCUCAUCAGACACUUGAGUCUUUGUGUUUCUGUAAAGUGCUCUAAUUCCCUAGAUUAUACUAAAAAUUAUGCAAGCAUUUUCAAUAUGCAUUUUUAAAAUAAUACCUUACACAACUGUGCAUACUUAGGUUCCCAUUCUCUUUCAUAGGGGAUGUCUCCUUCAAUUGGACGAGCAGACUUCAUCCUGUAUCCCACAGGCAGCCUGCAACCAAUUUCUGGUUCAUUUCUUGCUGGGAACAUUUUCAGAUAUCUUUGUAGUAUGCGUUCAUGCUGCAAUGCAGAAAUUACACAGGCAAAUUUGCAACUAAACAUUCCUGUUGUUAGAGACAGAAAACUACAUUUUGAAUUCCCUACAAAAACAGGAAAGCAAUACUCCAUUGAGAGAAAAUUUCCUAAAAUCUGUGAAAAAAAAUCAGUCACGGAUCAAGGAAAUAUACUGCAUGCUCAACUACAGUAACUCUUUUAUCUCAUUGCUUUCCGAUAUACUUCUACUUUAUAUUUUUUUCACUAACAAUACUUCAAGACUAAGUCCAGACAUGCAAAUCAUAUUUAGUAUUCUAUUUUCAUAUUCUGAGUACCAUCCUGCAUUUAUGUAAUACCUCGCCCAUCAAAAUCAAUAUCUUAAAAGACAAGAACUACACUUGCAGCAUUAUUGAUCAGGAGAUAUAUAAAUAAAAUUUGACUCAGUUAAACUUCUC